Messenger RNA from Epinephelus fuscoguttatus (brown-marbled grouper), 11592 nucleotides. RefSeq names its product attractin (gene atrn). NCBI's taxonomy places the organism in Eukaryota, Metazoa, Chordata, Actinopteri, Perciformes, Serranidae. Gene Ontology annotation, molecular function: protein binding. Gene Ontology annotation, cellular component: Golgi apparatus. The record is from RefSeq and is a predicted model, not a curated record. The transcript is spliced from 29 exons. Bases 247 to 4368 code for a protein of 1373 amino acids.
GUUGCCAUCACGUCACUUCCGGAUGUCAAUAUGCGGCUUGGUGCGGCGCUGGGGAAACGGAACCACUGGAAAGAUGUAAACGGAGGACCCAGCGAUCAGCAGCCUCACCGAACACACUAAACAUUACGUCCCGGGAACCCGCCGCUCCGCGCCGACACACGAAGCACAGCGAGCGGCCUCUCAUUGAGCCUCCGUCCCCCGAAGCAGCGGAGCUCUUUGCCUUUAGCAGCCAUCUUUUGUGAGAGAAUGUACGGGGCGACGCGGCGGGCCUGCUCGGGCUCUGGCCGGGGCCGGAGCCUGCUGAUGCUGACCACCGCGCUGCUGCUGUCCGUUAUCGGGCUGCUGUCCGGGCUGCCCGGCUUCACCGAGGCGAAGGAAUGCGACAAACCGUGUAUGAACGGGCAGUGUAACACCGCCACCGGGAACUGUGUGUGCUUCCCCGGCUGGGUCGGGGACCAAUGCCAGCACUGCGGAGGGAGAUUCAGGUUGACGGGGCCUUCUGGUCACCUGACUGACGGUCCAGGAAACUACAAGUACAAGACUAAGUGCACCUGGCUGAUCGAAGGACAGCCCAACACUAUACUGCGAUUACGGUUCAACCACUUUGCCACUGAAUGCAGCUGGGACCACCUCUACGUGUACGACGGAGACUCCAUCUACGCCCCCCUUCUCGCUGCCUUCAGCGGUCUGAUCGUUCCUGAGCGAUACGGGAAUGAGACGGUUCCUGAGGUGGUGUCUCAGUCCGGUUUCGCCCUCCUGCACUUCUUCAGUGACGCUGCUUACAAUCUGACUGGGUUCAACAUUUCCUACAGGGUGAAUACAUGUCCCAACAACUGCUCGGGGCGCGGCGAGUGUCGUGUGAGGAACUCCACAGGUGCGGUGUACUGCGAGUGUGAAGACAAGUGGAAGGGGCCGGCCUGUGACGUCCCCUACUGCCUGGCUGACUGUGGCAGCCCUGACAGAGGUCGCUGCGAGGGCAAAUCCUGCGUCUGCAAGCCCGGAUGGCAAGGUCCAGACUGCUCCGUCUCAGUGCCUGCCAACUCCUCCUUCUGGAGCCGGGAGGAGUACACCGAGGCCGGGCUGGCGAGGGCUUCCCACAAGGCCGUGGUGGACCAGGGCAUCAUGUGGGUUAUCGGAGGCUACGUCUUCAACGCCUCCGACUAUCACAUGGUCAAAGCGUAUAACCUCAGCUCCAGGAGCUGGCUGACCCUUGACCCCUCCGUCCACACUGUCACGCCACGAUACGGCCACUCGCUGGCUCUUCAUGAGGGGAAGAUCUACAUGUACGGAGGAAAGAUCGACUCCACAGGAAACGUCUCCAGCCAGCUGUGGGUGUUCCACAUCCAGAACCAGACCUGGGUCCUCCUGAGCCCGCGAGCCAAAGAGCACUAUGCCGUGGUGGGACACUCGGCCCACAUCGUGCCUCCCGUCCAGGAGGGGGCCAAUCCCGUCAUGCUGGUGAUGUUUGGACACUGUCCUCUGUACGGAUACAUCAGCCUGGUGCAGGAGUACAACAUCGUGAAGAACACAUGGAGCCUGGUGUCCACAGACGGCGCUCUGGUCCAGGGCGGCUACGGCCACAGCAGCGUGUUCGACCCCAGCACCAGAGCCAUCUACAUCCACGGAGGCUACAAGGCCUUCAGCGCCAACAAGUAUGGCCUGGCUGGAGACCUGUACAAGUUCGACGUGGACAAGAGGAAAUGGACCAUCCUGAGAGACAGCGGCUUCUUCCGUUACCUCCACACAGCGGUGAUCGUGAGCGGAACGAUGCUGGUGUUUGGAGGAAACACGCACAACGACACAUCCAUGAGCCACGGUGCCAAGUGCUUCUCCGCCGACUUCCUGGCCUACAGUCUGGCGUGUGAUGAGUGGACGGUGCUGCCUCGACCGGACCUUUACCACGACGUCAAUCGCUUCGGACACUCUGCAGUCUUCAGCGACAGUGUGAUGUACGUGUUCGGCGGCUUCAACAGCCUGCUGCUCAGCGACGUCCUCAUGUACACCUCGCCCAGCUGCGCGGCCUUCUCCAGCUCGGCGUCCUGCAGCCAGGCCUGGCCGGGGAUCCACUGCAUCUGGAACAGCACCCAGGGGACCUGCCUGCCCUGGGAGAGCAGCGCUAUCGGAGGCGAGCAGCAGCAGCUCCCGGCCUCCUGCACCACACGAUCAUACGCUGAUAACGAGAGGUGUGACCAGUACACAGACUGCUACAGCUGCACCGCCAACACUAACGGCUGCCAGUGGUGCUCGGGCCAGUGUGUGUCUCUGGGGAGCAACUGCACCUCUGCAACGGGAGCCAUCGGGGAGUAUGACGUUUGUCCUAAAGACAACCCGUCAUACGUGUGCAACAAGAAGACCAGCUGUAAGAGCUGCGCUGUGGACCAGAACUGUCAGUGGGAACCUCGCAACCAGGAGUGCAUCUCUCUGCCAGAAAACGUGUGCGGUGAGAGCUGGCACCUGGUGGGGAACUCCUGUCUGAAGUUCAUCACAGCGAAGGACUCGUACGACAACGCCAAGCUGGCCUGCAGGAGCCACAACGCCGUCCUGGCCUCGCUGACCACGCAGAAGAAGGUGGACUUUGUCCUGAAGGAGCUGCAGAUAAUGAGCGUAGUGUACAAGGCUACAGUGACGCCCUGGGUGGGGCUCAGGAAGAUCAACGUGUCGUACUGGUGCUGGGAGGACAUGUCACCUUUCACUAACACCACUCUGCAGUGGCUGCCUGGCGAGCCGAGCGAUGCCGGCUUCUGCGGCUACCUGGCCGAGCCGGCGUCCAGCGGACUGAAAGCACAAACCUGCAUCAACCCGGUGAACGGCAGCCUGUGUGAACGGCCGGCCAACCACAGUGCCAAGCAGUGCCGGACGCCGUGUGCCAUGAGAACCACCUGCAGCGAGUGCACCAGCAGCAGCUCCGAGUGCAUGUGGUGCAGCAACAUGAAGCAGUGCGUCGACUCCAACGCCUAUGUGGCGUCCUUCCCCUUCGGGCAGUGUAUGGAGUGGUACACCAUGAACACGUGUCCACCCGAGAACUGCUCCGGGUACAGAACCUGUGGCCAGUGUCUGGACCAGCCGGGCUGCGGCUGGUGCACCGACCCCAGCAACACGGGCAAAGGUCAGUGCAUCGAGGGCUCGUACCGCGGGCCCUUCCAGACCUCGGUCCCGGCCCCGUCCACCCUCCCAGGCCUCCCCGCCAGCCCUCAGCCGGCCCUCAACGCCAGCAUGUGCCCCAGUGAGGCCAAAUACAACUGGUCCUUCAUCCACUGCCCAGCUUGUCAGUGUAACGGUCACAGCCAGUGUAUCAACGAGAGCGUGUGUGAGAAGUGCGAGGACCUGACAACCGGCCGACACUGCGAGAGCUGCAUCUCUGGCUUCUACGGAGAUCCGACCAACGGGGGCACCUGCCAGCCCUGCAAGUGUAACGGCCACGCCAGCAUGUGCAACCCCAACAACGGCAAAUGUUUCUGCACCACUAAAGGCAUCAAAGGAGAUCGCUGCCACCUGUGUGAAGUCGAGAAUCGUUACCAAGGCAACCCCCUCAAAGGAACAUGUUACUACACGCUCCUCAUCGACUACCAGUUCACCUUCAGCCUGUCGCAGGAGGACGACCGCUACUACACCGCCAUCAACUUCGUGGCCACACCUGAGGAGCCAAACAGAGAUCUCGACAUGUUCAUAAACGCCUCAAAGAACUUCAACCUGAACAUCACCUGGGCCACGAGCUUCACCGCAGGCACCCAGACUGGGGAGGAGAUCCCCAUCGUCUCUCGGAGCAACAUCAAGGAGUUCAAAGACAGUUUCUCCAACGAGAACUUUGAUUUCCGCAACAGCCCGAACAUCACCUUCUUCGUCUACGUCAGCAACUUCACGUGGCCCAUUAAGAUCCAAAUCGCCUUCUCCCAGCACAGUAACUUCAUGGAUCUGGUGCAGUUCUUUGUCACGUUCUUCAGCUGCUUCCUGUCCCUGCUCCUCGUGGCCGCCGUGGUUUGGAAGAUCAAACAAAGCUGCUGGGCGUCACGGCGACGAGAGCAACUGCUGAGGGAGAUGCAACAGAUGGCCAGCCGGCCUUUUGCCACCAUCAACGUCGCCUUGGAGACGGACGAGGAGCCACCUGACCUGAUAGGAGGAAACGUCAAGUCCGUCCCAAAACCCAUCGCCCUGGAGCCUUGCUUUGGCAACAAAGCCGCCGUGCUCUCCAUCUUUGUGCGGUUACCCAGGGGCACCGGCGGCAUCCCUCCUCCAGGACAGUCUGGUUUGGCGGUGGCCAGCGCGCUGGUGGACGUCUCUCAGCAGAUGUGCGUUGGCUACAAGGAGAAGUCCGGAGGUCUGAGGAACCGCAAACAGCAGCCCACUGCACAGCCAUCCACCUGUAUCUGACCACGCCCCCGCCCUCCUCCACCACCCCAUCACCUGACGCUCUCCCAUCAGCCCCCCGCCUCGGCCUCCUCCUUCAGAGACUCCCGCCAGCUCCGCUCUGGCAGGGAGAGGUGCAUGCUGGGAAGCAGGACUGGAACAUUUUGGCGAGGGGCCGAGUCGUCCGGCGGACUGGGCUUCCCCUCCCUCUCCUCCGACGGGAACUUUGGGUCCCCACAAACUGAGAGACAGAAACUGGACACAGAGGGAGGGAGGGAGGGACGGAGCGGGUGCUGACAUCACCUCUUCCCCUCCAGAAAAAAAAAAAACAAACAAAAAAACAAAACAUUUUACAUUUGUCGACACCGCCUCGUUAGAGUCAAGGCGGCCGCGGCUUGCUGCUAGAAGAGAUCCUCGUCUCGUAGUUUUGGAAAAAUCCAGAGACUUUGCAACCCUCAUUUUCACUUCUUAAGUUAUUGUUGUUUUUAAUGGUUUUAUUUUGAAGGCAGGAACAAAGUGGACACGUUCAGCUGCGCAUGCGCGCACACGCACACACACACACACACACACUUCCAAAAUAACAACUUUCCAGGCCCUUGUAUCACUUGUAGCCCACUGUCGCCUGCUGUCAUGUUCACAGCUCAGCACUGAGGGCUACUGUCGCCGCAGUCCUGUACAGUUUGGCCUCCGAACGAGCUAAUAGCAUGUUGAGUCUUCCUUUAACGAGGAUCUGCUGUAGGAGGCCGGCCGUGCAGCCAAAGCCCAUCGAAAGAGUCUGUGACAUUUCUAAUCGGCCUCUGUGUCGUCCGCCGCUGUCUUCUCUGUGUCCUGUCUGGAGCUUUGUCUCCACCCGUCUCUCUCUCUCUGUCUCUGCGGCCAUCUGGCUGCGCAGCCAACCACCUCUCCAGCCUCUCUGGCAGCGCGUCCAAGUACAAAACAAAACCGCAGCAACAUCUCAUCCACGCUGGCUGGCUGGAUCGUGAGCCAGCGCAGAUUGAAACUUUUCCAGCUAAUUACUCCUCCAGUUGCAGUGAAAGCCAGCGGCCGCGCACACACAGGUGCACACGCAUGGCGCUCACACGCAGCCGGCGGUGAGAAAACCCUCCAGUGUUUAACGAUUGUCCCUUUGGCAGCGCCGCGCCUCGAGCCCGUGUGAAACAGGCUUCCCAUAGAUCGUCUGAUUGACUGGAGUGAUUAGGCCGGUGUGCGUGAGAGGAGCCGGGGCGACGGUUCAGCAUCCUUUGUGAUCGUUGCCUCAGAAAUCCAUCGCCUCUAAUUGCUGCUCACGUGUCCCCAAAUGCAGCGCACGUCCCCUCUUCGAUGCCAGAAAUCCUGUUGCUUUCUCCCCGCCGCUCGAUGGUGAUUGUUCCGUGUCUCUGAGCUAUCUACGGCGGCCUAAUUAGCCCCCGCCACCGCAGUGACAUUUGUGUCCACAUUGAUGCAGCUACAGCUGAGCUUUGAACAUAUGAACUGUACGGGGCAGACGACCUGAACAUGAAGCACACACAUAUGUUAAACUAACAGUGUUUGAUAAAUGGGACUUUUGAUUUGGCCACAUCUCAUAUAAAAACACAGAAAGACGAGCACUAAACGUUUUCUCCUGUUGCCUGGUCUCUUGGGCUUCCUCUGUUUUUGGGCUCCAUGUGUGAGGCGGCUGCUUUUUCUGUUUUUCCUUCCUUUAUAUCUGCUUCACCUGCCUCUCUCUCCACAGCCCUUAUCUGGUCCAUUUUUAAAGAAGCAUUACUCCUUUGUGUCAGCUGGGGAAAAUGAGGGAAAACACAGAAUGAAAAACACAAAAAAGCAAAAACAGAAAACUGCUGGUUUGAAACAGAGCUGUUGCUUUGAAAUGUCACAGGUAAUGUUGUGUUUUGAGGGCAUCAGUGUGUCAGAUCUGUCUCCGCCUGCCUCUUCCUCUUCUCUCCUCCAGCACUGAACAUCACAGCAGGCUUUAAUAAGUCUAAAGUGGUCAUCUUUGUAAAGUAUGAGUUGCAUACUACAACACCUGCAGGUCUCCGACUGGAGGCACCGAUAUAGAAAAUAUAUCUCCUCUUCCCUCGCCAAGUUAUUAACUUCCCGCCCUCGCAGAAGUACAGUAAUAGAACAAUUUAAUAACUUGUAUUCUGCCCUAAAGAAUGCGUCGUAUUUAGUUCCAGGCUCUCACAUGUGUUCAGCAUACUAGAACUGCUCAGCGUCUGGUUAAAGGGCACACUUUUAGCACUGGGAAAAGGUCAGAGCAGAAAGCAUGAACAAAGUUGACAUUCUGUAAUUAUAGAGAGCUGGAUGUGCUCACAACUCCACUCAGCGACCCUGGCGAGCGUUAAGGAGUCAGCUCUGCUCGCACAGGAGUGAAAGCACUUCACUUAGACUCUGCAUUAUCAGGCUUUUUUUUGGGCUCUUUUCUCCAGCAGAGGAAGCUUCUCUAACAGUCGUGUCUGGGCUGGGUUUGUCAAGUUUAAGCUGUCACUUACAAAUUUCAAGAAAAUCCUCCUCACGUCUGAGAUGCAUAAAACACUUUAUUAAACUGCAUCAGUCCAUCAGAGCAGUCGUCCUCCGCUCGGCUUCUUCUCAGGUCCGCACAAGGUUGAUUUUUUUUUUUUUUUUUUUGUGCUACACUACAGUUCAGUUUGGCAGGAACCCAACCAUCGCUCUGAGGUGCUAUUCAAUUCCAAAAAUCUUGUUGGGAGGAACAUUUUUGGGAUGCACAAAGCUCUGCAGCUGGAGGAAGACAACAAUAUUCUUCAGCCUGAAAAUCACAUUUUGAUUCUCUGUUGAACAGUUUUUUGUUUUUGUUUGCUUCACACCUGUUUCAGGUGUUAAUUCAUUGGACACACAGAUUUGAUCAACACUCAUCUGACACUCGAAGCAGCUUUAAAACAAAAGCAAGAAUGAAGAAUUAUUUGGGGUGAAACAACCCAGUCACCAGAAAAUGUUGGCAUGGUGCGUUUCUGCAGAUCACAGAUAAGUUUCAUUUACAUGUUAAUAUGUCGCAGAUACUUUCCAAUAGCACUGUGGUUAACAUGGGGGUCAGGGCACAAAAAACACUAGGUUACGUUUCGAGAAAGAUCAUGUGUUGGCUUGAAAUACACGGUUUUAAGGGAGCAAACACACUGGAAAAGCAGCAGUGUCUCAGAAAAACACAACUACUUUUCAUGGCACCCUCCCUGCUGCAACAACAGCCACAGAGCUCUAAAACAAACACAUUUUGGGGCUAAAAAUCAGCUGGAAACACAUAAAUGACUGAAUGACUCGCUAAAUCACAGCUGUGUUGUUGUUGGUCUGCAGGAGGGCCGUCCUGUGUACCAGUUAUUGGGAAUCAAAGCUUCAGUGAGAAAUCUUUGUGGGAUAAAUAAGAAAUAAGGACGUAAAAACACAUAAAAAUGAGCCACCUUGUCAUCUCGCAGGUCGCAGUAACGUAAGCUACAAUAGCUACAAUCUCGCCCAGGUGACACACCAUCAGACAUCCCCUCCACCUCCUGUUGACAAACUCAGCUUAGAGCUGAGUGACAUGGUUUAAAAAUAAUUAUGCCAUAUCUUUAGGCUACUACUUACUGUAGACUACUGAAAUGCAACAUUAAUAAAUGAAUGACAGUUACAAUAAAGUUAAAUAAAGUGCUGUUAUAAUAACGUUAAAGUGAUGGUAUAAUUACAUAAAGGGAAGCGCAACCGCUGCUGCUUUUAUUUUGAAGCACCCGGCUCAUCUCAGGCAAAAAGUGUUGAUGUUUUUACUGUGAACUUGAAGCUUCCGGUCCACAGUCUGAUGUUAACAGUUAGCACAAAAUUAAACUGUCCCUGCUGCACUUUUAAGUGUGAUGAUUUAUUCACUGUGAGCAGGAAACAAACUAACAGCUCUGUGGACCAUAACUUGAUCAUAUUAGCAAGUUGCAGUGGUGCUCCAUGGUUGCAAAAUGCAACUAAAUAGUCACGGUCUGGAGCUUUGCAGGUAAAAAGACACUGUUCACGCUAUCGUUUCAUUAAGUUAAACUGUUAUUGUGGUGCUGUUAAACAUGAUUUAUCCACUAUUAGCUGGAAAUAAACUAACAGCUCUCCAGUCCAUGUAUUUAUAGCAUUUGCAAAUCACAAUGGUGCUCCAUGGUUGAAAAAUACGUCUAAAUAAUCACGGUGUGGAGAUACAAAAACACAUGAUUCCUCAGUUCACGCUAUUAUUAAUCUCAUUAAGUCAAAUUGUUAUUGUGGUGCUGUAAAACGUGAUGAUUUAUUCACUGUAAGCUGGAAACAAACUGACAGCUCUCCUGUUCACAUAUUAAUAAUUACUGUAAAUCACAGUGGUGCUCCAUGGUCGCAAAAUGCAACUAAAUCGUAACGUUAACGGUGUGGAGCUCUGCAGAUGAGAAACACACUUUGCCUGCUCACAAACUAUCGCUCAGGAGAAAGUGGUCUGGAUGGUCGGAGGAGUGUUCUGAUGUAGUCAUUUUAUACAUCCCACAUGAAACAAGCCGCGAUUUAUCGAGUAUACUUAAUACAUCGUACACCCCUAAGUCGGCUCCUAAGUUAUGUCACUUUAGAAACUUUAAUCUGUAUGAAACAUACAAAUGUAACAUAAUCACGGUCUGCAGAAACAUACAAUGCCAACUUGUUCUUCUGGCGACUCAGCUGAGUGAAAAUGUGACCUUGAGCUGAUGGAGACGAGAGGCGAGUAAACGUGACCUGCAAAAAUCACAUGACCUGUUCAUCUGACAGGUGACGUGUUCCUGACACUGUAACACCUGAGGUGUACCUGCACUACGUCUCUGUCCUCUGCAGCAGCAGCAGCAGCAGCAGCAGCUCUGAGAUCAGCCAACAUCUCACAUAUUUGAUUUCCUGUAGAUGAAGUAUUAAAUUCCACGACGCUCUCUUUCCUUUGAAACAAAACUUUAUUGCACCCAGCGGUGACAACACUCAGUGACAAACUGUGUAACUGCUGUCGUCUUGUGUUGCAGGUUUCCUUUAGUUUCAGAGCAGAGGUCAGAAAUGAAUCUGCUCUGAGUCAGAUGUACUGUAGAAAUAAUUUCUCACAGAAUGAAGAUUGUGUUUUGUUUUCUUGUGUAAAUGAAUGUAAAAUGAGAACUCACCUGUGCAGCCAAGGUAAAUCUGUAAACUGGAGCUCACUGGAGGGGAUGUGAACGCCCCAGCAGCCUGCUGUCGUCAGUCCCUGCGUGGCCGGCGGUGACAGCGCGGCCAACAGACAGCACAGUUACAGUGAGGUCACGGGGUCACGCCGUGUAAGAGCCGCUUUGUCUUGUUGGAGAUGUGCUGAGAAAGAUGUGACGUCUGCGGCCCGGACGAUGCAAACCCUCGUCUCCUUCUGCCUGAUGGUCGGAGCGGCUGAGCAGAUCCUCGGUCUGAUAGCGUCUACAGUUGGAUCUCAGACAUUUGUUCUUACCUCCAUGGUUUGAGACAUUCGUCCUGUGAGGCCGGUCUCACAUUCAGAUCUCAGCAUCAGCAGCAAGCUGAAAAACAAACUCUGUUAUCUGUAAAUACUAUUUGACCCGAAUCUGUCGUCAGCAGCUUCACACGGGGUUCCUACACCGCCGCUCCGCACGGUCUCAGAAGUGAUUAAGAAAAUGUAGAGAGGGGAAAAAAAUGUUCCACAUUCAGCAGUUAUUCAGGACUUUUGACCCUGGCUCCGCCCACACAGGCGUUUUCAUUUAUUCUGGACUGAUGAGACAUCUCUUCAGGUGUGUGUGGGCGUCUGCAGACGUCUCCUUCGCUGUCCUCCACACCUGUUAGGGCGGGACUGAAUUAGACCUCCAUGGUGGGGCCUGACAGGAAGACCCAAAGUCUAAACUUGGGUAAAUCGUCACAUUAACCUUGAUCAUGAUAAAUGUAACAUCCUGCUUUAAAGGAGCCGCAGCAAACCUGCGACUGUUUCCUCCCUCAGAUCCUGACGUCUGUUAAAUCGUCGUGCUGCUGACCGGAGGGAAAUCACGUUUUGUCCAACUGGCUUUGAACCAAAUCUCUGUGGUUUGAAGUUGUACUCUUACGGACAUCAGCCAUUUUUACUGCUUACUGAUAGCCUUCAGCCGUGUCACAGCUGUGUGAAAGGUGCCCAGUGGAGGUCUGAACCAAGCCCCGCCCACCAAAAACAUCAUGUUAUUUACUAACAGUAAAAGGGUCUAUUAUACUGUGCUGUGUCGUGGAAAAACACAUCACCAGUCUGUCUCUGAUUGGUCACAGUUGCUCAUCUGGAAACAGCAUAUCUGAAGCGUCCUGUGUGGGAGUGACUGGAGUUUAAACUCCACAGUGUUUAUUUAAAAGCACCUUCUUCCCGCGAGCGUCCUGGCGUCCUGACUGAGAGCCCAUCCAAGUGACAAAUCCAAACCUAAGAGCACAAAACAACCUUCACCCUGUCAGAGAGAGCCGGGCUCACCGAGGUUAAGUCCUGUCUCAGCCCGGGCCUGUUGGUAAACACCAGCUCAGCUGCGUGUCGCCGCUCUGAUGUUACAUUUCAGGAUUCCUGGGUCCUAAAGUUCAGAUCUUCCACAUGAUUACCUCUCUCCACCAUUUGGAGCCGGCGGAGUGUGAAGUGGCCCCGAGCUGCUGAGAACAUCUGAGAGGGAGUGUGUGUGAAGGGAAACGUGUAGGAACCCUGUGCGCCAUCGAGCCUCCGCACCCGCGUCAGAUUAAAGAGUCGCCCCGCUUUCCAAGCCUCAAACUUUAUAGGGUAACUUAAACUUUACAGCGGCCUUAUUUCAGCUCAUUAAUCUCUGUAUUAACCGAUAAACUUGUACAGCAACAACACAUAUUUAUAAAGUGUGACGACUUACUGGAGAUCUUCCAAUAUUCACAGUACGAGUAGAGUUUCUUUCUCCGACACUGGCAGCAUUAAUCUGUAUUUAAAAGCUUUAGUACACAGGUUAAAGCAUCAGAAUAAGGUCAUUGUAAAAGCCCCUCCUUCUUUCUCUCCGCCUCUCUUUUGUAUAGUGGCAUUAUAUAUACACUGAGGAAGUAGUUUGUUAAUAUGUAUAAUUUAGCAGUUGCUGUUUUUUGUAAAUAAUGAGAAAGUAUUGUGAAUGGCAUUUGUUGAAUGGUUUUAAAAAUCAUUUAUGGCGAACCUCUCCAGGCUUUUAUAAAUGUGACUGCAGUACAUAGCAUAUUUUGUAUGUAAGACGCAGUGUAAAGACGAACAAGCAUUACUAGAAGCUGAUGAACCUACGUGUAAAACUUGAGGAUAAUAGCUUACUGAACUUGUAAUUACUGAUGUACAGAAAAGAAUGACAGAACAUUUUUGUCUAUUAUUAAAUGUGAAAA